GUCGCAAAAGCAUGGUGGAGUAAAUAAAGCAAGUAAAAGCUAACUCCCCGAGCGAGAGGCGAGAGGAGGAGAGAGAAAAAGCGCGGGGGCGCGAAUCGCAACAGCAAGAGCAAGCGCCGCACCCGUCAGGCCGUCACCCUCCCAUCCCGUCGCCUCCUCCCGAUCCCCAAAUCCCUCUUCGCCCAUGGAUCACCACCACCACCACCUGACCCCGCCGCCGUCGCCGAUGGAGAACUCCUCGGCGGCGGGGGCGUCCUCCAAGCCACCCACCCCAGCAUCCACGCUCAACUCGCGCCUCGCCUCCGCGCCCUCAUCCCGCCCAUCCGCCACGCAGUCGCACCCUUCCACGCCCGCAUCUGCGCCCUCGCCGGCCUCCCGCACCGUCUACAGCGACAGAUUCAUCCCCAGCCGCACCGGAUCCAACCUCGCGCUCUUCGACCUCGCGCCCUCGCCCUCCUCCCUCGACGCCGCCGCCAGCGGCCCGGUCACGUCCUCCGGAUCUGCGCCAGCCAUUUCGCCGUACUGCGCGCUCCUCCGCGCCGCGCUCUUCGGGCCCGACACGCCGGACCGGGUGGCGUCCUCGGCCACCGCGUGCUCAUCCUCCUCGUCGGCGGGGGCGUCGUCGGUGGGGACCCCCGCGACCGGGAACAUAUUCAGAUUUAAGGCGGAGGUACCCCGGAAAGCGAAGAGGGCGCUCUUCUCCGGCGGGGACGAGGAGGAUGCGCUGUUCCCCGGGGUGUUCACGACGAGGGGCGCCGGGCCAAGGAAGAUCCCAAGGUCGCCUUACAAGGUGCUGGAUGCGCCAGCGUUGCAGGACGACUUCUACUUGAACCUUGUGGAUUGGUCGUCACAUAAUGUCCUUGCCGUUGGAUUGGGCAAUUGCGUCUAUUUGUGGAAUGCAUGCAGCAGCAAGGUCACCAAGCUAUGCGACUUGGGGGUGGACGACAAUGUUUGUUCUGUUGGGUGGGCUCAGCGUGGCACUCACCUAGCUGUAGGGACAAAUCAAGGCAAAGUUCAGAUAUGGGAUGCAGCUCGCUGUAAAAGAAUAAGAACGAUGGAAAGCCAUCGCAUGCGUGUAGGUGCUCUUGCAUGGAAUUCUUCAUUGCUUUCUUCUGGCAGUCGUGACAAGAGCAUUCUUCACCAUGAUAUCCGCGCUCAAGAAGAUUAUGUUAGCAAACUUACUGGGCAUAAAUCUGAGGUAUGUGGGCUCAAGUGGUCUUACGAUAACCAUCAACUCGCAUCUGGUGGAAAUGAUAACAGACUUUUUGUUUGGAAUUCGCAUUCAGUACAACCAGUAUUAAAGUAUACUGAGCACACAGCAGCUGUCAAAGCUAUUGCUUGGUCACCUCAUCUGCAUGGGCUUCUUGCAUCUGGUGGAGGAACUGCAGAUAGAUGCAUACGAUUUUGGAAUACGACCACAAAUACACACUUGAGCUGCAUGGACACAGGAAGUCAGGUCUGCAAUCUUGUGUGGUCAAAGAAUGUAAAUGAGCUUGUAAGCACCCACGGAUACUCCCAGAACCAAAUAAUUGUUUGGAGAUAUCCAACAAUGUCGAAGCUUGUCACUUUGACAGGACAUGCAUACAGAGUAUUGUAUUUAGCUAUUUCCCCUGAUGGACAGACUAUAGUUACGGGCGCUGGUGACGAAACACUCCGGUUUUGGAACGUGUUCCCAUCUCCGAAGUCCCAGAGUUCUGACAGUUUAAGUUGCGUCGGAGGAACAUCAUUUGUUAGGAGCUACAUCCGGUGACACUGAAAUGCAGUUCCACCAAGCUCGUAAGAUUAUUGAAGCACAAUGUUGAUGAUCAUCGACAUCAUCCACUUGUAACACUCAUGCCACCAGGUCGUCAAUCAUCAAAGCUAGCCAAUUUUAGAGAUAGCACGAUGCAAUGUGAUGAACUGGCUUGCGAAUCUGGGCAUGGCUAUUUUGCUCAAGAGUGUACAUAUUUAUUUGAUGGCGUUGUAGGAGUGGACACUGUGGAUUUGCGGAAGCUGAGUACUAGCGUUGUUGCAUUGAUAAAAAACGCGCCCUCUUGUUUUGUUCCUUUUUCGAGUCAACCUCGACCUGGAACUUUUUUCUGUAAUGUGUUAGCAGUUAACCUAUUCAAAACAUUUACUAACUAAUGACACCCGUUUCAUC
Phragmites australis (common reed) is the source of this 2140-nucleotide messenger RNA. RefSeq names its product protein FIZZY-RELATED 2-like. Gene Ontology annotation, molecular function: protein binding; anaphase-promoting complex binding; ubiquitin ligase activator activity. The record is from RefSeq and is a predicted model, not a curated record. The transcript has 10 exons. Gene Ontology annotation, cellular component: anaphase-promoting complex. Bases 185 to 1750 code for a protein of 521 amino acids. NCBI's taxonomy places the organism in Eukaryota, Viridiplantae, Streptophyta, Magnoliopsida, Poales, Poaceae. Gene Ontology annotation, biological process: positive regulation of anaphase-promoting complex-dependent catabolic process; anaphase-promoting complex-dependent catabolic process; positive regulation of ubiquitin protein ligase activity.